This is a messenger RNA of Pongo pygmaeus (Bornean orangutan), 8117 nucleotides long. It is a transcript of the gene PALS1, whose product is annotated as protein associated with LIN7 1, MAGUK p55 family member. NCBI's taxonomy places the organism in Eukaryota, Metazoa, Chordata, Mammalia, Primates, Hominidae. The coding region runs from base 3352 to 5277 and encodes 641 amino acids. The record is from RefSeq and is a predicted model, not a curated record. Gene Ontology annotation, molecular function: protein binding. The transcript has 15 exons.
AUGGUCUUGCUCUGUUGCUCAGGCUAGAGUGCAGUGACACAAUCACAGCUCACUGCAGCCUAGAUCUCCUGGGCUCAAGGGAUCCUCCCACCUCAGCUUCCCAAGUAGCUAGGACUACAGGAGCAUACCACCACACCCAGCUAAUUGUUAAAUUUUUUUGUAGAGAUGGGGUCUCCCUAUGUUGCCCAGGCUGGUUUUGAAUUCUUGGGCUCAAGCAAUCCUCCCGCUUUGGCAUCCCAAAGUGUUGGGAUCACAGGUGUGAGUCACUGCACCUGACCCACUAGAGAGUAGAUUUGUUAUUUGCUAUAGGAUUUGCCCUCUUUUAACAUGAAAAUAUCUUUAGGAGGUAAAAUAAUAACUUUUUUUUUUGAGACAAGGUCUCAUUCUAUUGCCCAGGCUGGAGUGCAGUGGUGUGAUCUCAGCUCACCACAGCUUCGACCUCCUAGGCUUAGAUGAUCCUCCUGCCUCAGCCUCCCAAGUAGCUGGGAUUAUAAGCACACACCAUCAUGCCCAGCUAAUUUUGUAUUUUUUGUAAAGAUGGGUUUUUUCCAUGUUGCCAAGGCUGGUCUUGAACUCCUGGGCUCAAGGGAUCCAUACACCUUGGCAUCCCAAAGUGCUGGGAUUACAGGUGUAAGCCACCAUGCCAGGCCAUAACUAACAUUUUUAUAGCACUUCUUUUCCUGAAAAAAAUGCCCUUCUGAAUUGUUAUAGCACUUUAAAAAGGAAUUUCACAUAUUUUGAGAUAAGCAGCUGGUCUGCUAUCUCACACUCAUACUAAUAAUCAUUUUAUUAGGGUGGGGUCCUGUAUGGGAAUCUAAGCAGCUGAGGAAGCAAGGCUAGGCACUUGGCGGGUUCAUUUGGGUGGAGGCUUUUUUGUGUGUGUGUUUUUUGUUGUUUUGUAAAACUGCCUGGGGCCAAGAGAUUGGAAGUUACGGAUAAAGAUAUACUAUCUUUCCAAAGAGGUCCUUUCUUUGAACAGCUAGAUCUGCAGUCCUUACCUGAAGAUGAUUUUGCCCAUCCCUCCCCAUGACCUUUGGUAAUGUCUGGAGACGUUUUUGAUUGUCGCAUUGGGGAGGGUGAUGCUACUGCACCUAGUGGGUAGCGGCUGGGGAUGCUCCUAAACAUGCUAUGAUGCACAGGACAGUCUCCACAAGAAUUAUCCAGCCAAAUGUCAAUAGUCCCAAAGAAGAGAAAUUAUAAGCUAGAGAAAGAAGAAUUCAUUGACGAGCUGGAGGAAGCUUAUUGAAUUAUUAUUUAUGUUAUAUAUUUAAGAACUUAGAGGCCGGGCACGGUUGCUCACGCCUGUAAUCCUGGCACUUUGGAAGGCUGAGAAAGGUGGAUCACCUGAGGUCAGGUAUUCAAGACUAGACCAGCUUGGCCAGUGUGGCGAAACCCCGUCUCUACUAACAAUACAAAAAUAAGCCGGGCGUGGUGGCGGGCACCUGUAAUCCCAGAUACUGGGGAGGCUGAGGGAGGAGCAUCGCUUGAACCCGGAGAGCGGAGGUUGCAGUGAGCCGAGAUUGCGCCACUUUACUCCAGCCUGGGCAAAAGAGCGAAACUCCGUCUCAAACAAAAACAAAAACAAAAGAAUUCAGAAAAGGAAGUAAGUCACACACAGUAACCUUUUUUCUUUUGGGGUACGGCUAAUAGUUUCUAGGAAUCCUGGAGACUUUAUCUGGAUGUCAGUUAGGCAUUUCACCAGUUCUCAUGGCAUCUUUGUGGAGGAAUAUGGGCCAAGAAGACAGUUCGGUUGUGUCGUCCAUCUGUAUUCGAAGCCUACUGAGAAAUUUUUGAUGGCAGGAGCAUUAAGGUCUUUAGUGGCAUGCAGCAGAGUUCUGUCCUCGGCUCUGUCUUAUUAAACACUUGGACAGAAUGCUGAUCAGAUAUGAGAAGGAUAACAAAUCUGGGAAGGGUAGGCAUCCCCAAAGAUCUUCACCACCAGGAACAACGGUUUGCUUCGUUCAGGCCAUCACAGUGUCCUUAGUGAGGGACACUAACAACCCAUAGGCUGUCCAGAGGAGAGUAAUGGGGAAGAAUGUGAAAGAACUUGAAAAUCAGGACCUGAGGACAUUGCGAGAUGGAAAAACACGGUGGGACAAAAUGAGGAAAACCGAGAGAAAUGGAAAUGGCAUAUACGAAGGCUUUGAGGGAGGACUGUGCCCCUGGGGGAAACUGUGCCCCGGGGCUGGAGUCACAGGCAUAUUUUGGCCUCAUAGAAGGAGAGGUCGAUUAACAAACCUUGCAAGUGUUCAAAGGUGGAAUGGGCUUCCUCGGAAGGUACUGUCAAGACAGAGACCAUUCGAGGGCUUUUAUUGCAAGUGUCGAGACACAUUUGCUGGUAUUUCUCCUUGGAACGUACUCCAAUCUGCUCUGACUUCCGCCCGCACCCGCCUGAGUCCUGCCCCAUUCCAAGGGUGGCACAUCCAGGUCCCGAGGGCGCCAGCCAUGCCCGGAGCAUGGGCUGGUCUGCGUAACUCUGUCCCUUCGGGAGACUUCUAGGAAAUAGUUCUAGUCCUUGCUAUCCUUGCUUUCUGGAUUUCAGAAGUCAGUGCAGCUGCUGGCUUCAUGGAGUCUUCUGCGGGACACUGCACAAAUCCAGGUGUUUACGUAAUUUUUUUAAAAAAACAGAUGUUAGAUUGUGUGACUAACUUGACAGGACAUGAGGAAUCUCUUCAAAAGGAAUCAGAUUUUCUUCAGGAGCCGUCAUCCAGAGACAAGAGCCAAGGGAUGUAGAAACUCAGGGAAGCCUCACGUCCCCACGAAGCCCGCCGGCCAAAUCCCGAAGUGGCUCCACAGGGCCAGCUAGCCCGGAGCAGUCGGCGUUUUAGACUUAGAGGCGCGCGACUGCGCGCACCCGGCGGGAGCUGCGGAGAGGACCAAUGAGCGGGCGCUCUCUCCGCUCCGGCUCGGGAUUGGGCAAGCCGCGCCAGCCUCUCACGGGCGGGGUGGGACUGGGAUCCGCGCGCCCACUGCGCCAGAGUCCCGGGGGCGCGUGCGCGGUCUCGCGGCGGCCGCAGGGGCCGGUCUCGCGCGGUCUAGAAGUGGAGUUGUUGGCGGCUGCGGCGGUGACGGCGGCGACGGAGGAGGCUGGCGGUGGGGCGGGGGCGGGGACUAAGGAUUCUGAGGUGGGGAGUCGGGAGUUUCUGGAUUCUUUAUCCGGUAUUUCAAGGGCCGCCGGAGGGCUGUCGCUUCUGCAGUGCUUAGGAGCGGCCAGGGCGGGAGGCUCCGCGGAGCCGAGGCGCGGAGAAUAAGAAAGCCUGAGUUUUGUGAAAAACCAGAGAAGAGAAACUAAAAGGACAGUAGAAAAGGUUUUUCCAGUUUGCAUAAUAGGAACAUCAGAAGCACCGAGAGAUGGCUGUUGACUGCCCUGGAGAUUUGGGCACCAGGAUGAUGCCAAUACGUCGAAGUGCACAGCUGGAGCGUAUUCGGCAACAACAGGAGGACAUGAGGCGUAGGAGAGAGGAAGAAGGGAAAAAGCAAGAACUUGACCUUAAUUCUUCCAUGAGACUUAAGAAACUAGCCCAAAUUCCUCCAAAGACCGGAAUAGAUAACCCUAUGUUUGAUACAGAGGAAGGAAUUGUCUUAGAAAGUCCUCAUUAUGCUGUGAAAAUAUUAGAAAUAGAAGACUUGUUUUCUUCACUUAAACAUAUCCAACAUACUUUGGUAGAUUCUCAGAGCCAGGAGGAUAUUUCACUGCUUUUGCAACUUGUUCAAAAUAAGGAUUUCCAGAAUGCAUUUAAGAUACACAAUGCCAUCACAGUACACAUGAACAAGGCCAGUCCUCCAUUUCCUCUUAUCUCCAACGCACAAGAUCUUGCUCAAGAGGUACAAACUGUUUUGAAGCCAGUUCAUCAUAAGGAAGGACAAGAACUAACUGCUUUGCUGAAUACUCCACAUAUUCAGGCACUUUUACUGGCCCACGAUAAGGUUGCUGAGCAGGAAAUGCAGCUAGAGCCCAUUACAGAUGAGAGAGUUUAUGAAAGUAUUGGCCAGUAUGGAGGAGAAACUGUAAAAAUAGUUCGUAUAGAAAAGGCUCGUGAUAUUCCGUUGGGUGCUACAGUUCGUAAUGAAAUGGACUCUGUCAUCAUUAGCCGGAUAGUAAAAGGGGGUGCUGCAGAGAAAAGUGGUCUGUUGCAUGAAGGAGAUGAAGUUCUAGAGAUUAAUGGCAUUGAAAUUCGGGGAAAAGAUGUCAAUGAGGUUUUUGACUUGUUGGCUGAUAUGCAUGGUACUUUGACUUUUGUUCUGAUUCCCAGUCAACAGAUCAAGCCGCCUCCUGCCAAGGAAACAGUAAUCCAUGUAAAAGCUCAUUUUGACUAUGACCCCUCAGAUGACCCUUAUGUUCCAUGUCGAGAGUUAGGUCUGUCUUUUCAAAAAGGUGAUAUACUUCAUGUGAUCAGUCAGGAAGAUCCAAACUGGUGGCAGGCCUACAGGGAAGGGGACGAAGAUAAUCAACCUCUAGCCGGGCUUGUUCCAGGGAAAAGCUUUCAGCAGCAAAGGGAAGCCAUGAAGCAAACCAUAGAAGAAGAUAAGGAGCCAGAAAAAUCAGGAAAACUGUGGUGUGCAAAGAAGAAUAAAAAGAAGAGGAAAAAGGUUUUAUAUAAUGCCAAUAAAAAUGAUGAUUAUGACAACGAGGAGAUCUUAACCUAUGAGGAAAUGUCACUUUAUCAUCAGCCAGCAAAUAGGAAGAGACCUAUCAUCUUGAUUGGUCCACAGAACUGUGGCCAGAAUGAAUUGCGUCAGAGGCUCAUGAACAAAGAAAAGGACCGCUUUGCAUCUGCAGUUCCUCAUACAACCCGGAGUAGGCGAGACCAAGAAGUAGCUGGUAGAGAUUACCACUUUGUUUCGCGGCAAGCAUUCGAGGCAGACAUAGCAGCUGGAAAGUUCAUUGAGCAUGGUGAAUUUGAGAAGAAUUUGUAUGGAACUAGCAUAGAUUCUGUACGGCAAGUGAUCAACUCUGGCAAAAUAUGUCUUUUAAGUCUUCGUACACAGUCAUUGAAGACUCUCCGGAAUUCAGAUUUGAAACCAUAUAUUAUCUUCAUUGCACCCCCUUCACAAGAAAGACUUCGGGCAUUAUUGGCCAAAGAAGGCAAGAAUCCAAAGCCUGAAGAGUUGAGAGAAAUCAUUGAGAAGACAAGAGAGAUGGAGCAGAACAAUGGCCACUACUUUGAUACGGCAAUUGUGAAUUCCGAUCUUGAUAAAGCCUAUCAGGAAUUGCUUAGGUUAAUUAACAAACUUGAUACUGAACCUCAGUGGGUACCAUCCACUUGGCUGAGGUGAAAGAAACAUCCAUUCUGUGGCAUGUUGGACUUGAUCUGGCAAAAACUGCUAAUAGGAAGAUUGCCCGACACUGCAGCAAGAUUGAGGAUAAGAUGGAAGGCAGCAGUAUAAGCUGUAGAUCUGUUCUUAGAUCUCUUGAAUUAGUGAGAGGACAGUUCCCUUAGGUAGUUUGUGCACAGCAUCCUUUAUUCUCUAUACAUGGCUUUAGCGGUUCUUGCCUCAUUUUGGGAUUCUAAAUGGAAGCUUUCAACAGAGCAUUCCAUUUUGUCCUGUUAAAACCUUUUGUUUUCACCUAAACCCUUUCUGCUUAGUCGUAUCCCUGUGAAAAACUUGUAUACACAAGUGUCCAUGUCUCACACAAAUAUUGAUGUGAUUACACUUAAGUGUUAAAUCAUUAACACUUAAAUGACUUCAUUGGGAAUACUGAGCAGAGGGACUGUGCUUCUAUGCACUGGACAAGGCAGUAUUUGCUUAGGAGACUAAUUUAGUCAUCAGAGAUACUUUCCUAAAAAGGAAAAAUAAAAAACAAAAUGGUGCCACUUUGGGUUGAAGCUACUUUGUUAGGCUUGAAUUCAUUUAUAUGUCUUUUGAUCCUUAAAAAAACAAAAAACAUUCCAUUAGAAGCACCAGUUUUUUUGCUCAAACUUUGUGGAUCAGACUCUACACUCAACACACUCUAAUCUACUUAAAGGUAUACAAAAUAUGCUGAUCUUUUUUAAAUUAUGAUUUCCUGAAUUUUUUUCUUAAGUCGUCUCAACUGAUUACUAACUUAGCUUCCCUUCCCUCAUCUGCAUAGUGUAAUAGAAUGUAUGUUACAUUUUGAAUGGCAGGUGUUCAUUAUAAUCUGUAUUGACUGUUAAAAAGUUUCUUCCUCAUGAUGCUAAUAGUUUUUUGUAUACAUGGGAGGAUAGCACAUUUGACAGUUCUUGCAUUUUUAUGUAUGAGCACAGUAUCCUAUGACUGUGCUACAUAUAUAUAGGUAAUAAACUGGAAUUCUGUUGAUGAAUAUAGCUGCUGUACUAUAUAUUAAUAUUUAAUAGAAAACACUUGUUUAGCAUUAGAAUAAAAUUAUGUAUGUCCUUGGGAAAUAUUAUGACAAUUGACUUUAAGAUCAAAAGGAAAGGAAGACCUGAAAGUAAUUUGAACAUUUUAGGAAAAGAAUAUUGGAGAGAAAAAGGUAUUAAAUAUAUAGAAAUAGGUUUUUAACCUAACAAGGUCUGCCUUUUAUGACCAGAAUGCAACAGCUUGGUAAAUCAUAAAAGAAACAUUUAAGCUAAUAGGAUUUUCGUACUGUCUCUAUAGCUAUAGCUUUAAAAUUCGACGUGUAUAAUUGGCAUAGAAACUUAAUUUGCAGUCUUUUCAAGCCUUUAGGAUAGUGUGAUGUGUAACAACCAACCUCAAAUGUGAAUGCCUUGAUUUUAUUUUUAUGGUGACUUUAGCUACAGCAUUUCCUAUUCCCAGAGCUAAACACUGGAAUAAUACUGACAUCAUUUAAUUUAACAUAAGCAAUUAUGUUUAAGGAGUAAUUUGUGUCAUGUAUAUAUUUGAUUUUUUUUCCUCUUCUACAUAAUUUUAUUUGAACAAAUGUAGACAGUUUAUAUGUCGCCUUUUUCUGUUCAAAUUUGCAUGGCCUAUUAAGUUGGCUGGAGAGUGUUUUAUGUGGAAAUAUUUUCAAGAUAAUGUUCCUUAGGAAGAAAAUAACAUUCUUGGGUUGAGGGAAGGAAUGCCAUACAUACUGUCUCUUCAGAUCUGAAAUACUCCAGUUUAGAGCCAGGAAAAUUCACAGGUCACACCGACUUUUAGCAUUAAAAACUAAGGAAUAUACUUAGCACUUAAUCUUUUCAGUUUUCCAGUUUACUUCUCAGGAAUGAAGUGUAGCCUAUGGUCGACAAUGGAGUUUUGUGAUCUGCUUAUUGUAACUGACAACUGUUUUCAACUCCAAGAGCUAAACUAUUGGCAGUUCAUGUUAAGUUAGAGUGAGGGUGUAGGUAGUGUCAGUGAAUGGCUCUUGUGCCCGCUGUAGACAUUAGGCCUGCACUAGGGCCAUGUGCUGUCAAGAUUCAGGAACAUGGUUUUAACAAGCAGAUCUUGUAUCAAGGCAGAGGCCAUGCCAUGCCAUACUUUUAGGAAGUCUGAGAUGAUAAAUAUUUCAAGGUCAGUGAAGUCCUAUCAUUCUCCCCUUCCUCAUCAGCAAUGGUAGAUAGAAAUGUCCCAAACUUUUCUAAAUCCUAGUGAUGAGGAUGUGCUGAUAUUCAACAUAGUCCUUAAAGUGAAAACUGAGUUGUUACUGACCUCCACAAAAGAAUAUGGAAAAAAGCCUUGCUGUACACCUAGUUGUACAGCCACUCUCGCCAAUUCCAUUUCCUGUCCCUCUGUGGUUCUGACUGGAGACCCCAGUGUGGGGGAGGUCUUACCCAUUUAAUAUAGAAAUGAUAUCAAUAACUAAUGCUAUGUACUUGGAAAAUCCAAAUAAGGAAGUGUUAGGUUGGUGCCUAUCUAUCUAUCUUUAUUUCUCAAAUUUUCGUUGUCAGAACAAAUGGAAGGAGAAUAUUAUUUAGACUAAUCCAGAUUUGCUUUCUAUGAAAAUCUAAUGUCUGGAUUAUCUUCCUUUUCUCAUGGCCUAAGAAAUAAGUAUCGAUAAGGAAUGAUUUGAAUGUAAUUUUGUGAAUGUGUGGAAAAUAUAAAGCAGGGAUUUAGCCUUAAUAAAGGUAACCUUCUGACAUCUGUUGUUAAUCCCCCUUUGUACUCUUAUCCUGUAUCUGCACUCUGUUAUUUUGAGAUGUCAUACUGUACACUGUAUUGUAAAAAUAAAAAGUAAAAUUAUAUUUCAAAUUUUAAAA